CACCCUGUUUUUGUUUAUGAAAUUAGUAUAUGUUGUUUUACUAUGGUCAUAAUUUGUUCAAGAUGUUUUCUUAAAAAAAGGAAAAAGUUGUGACCUUGAGGGAAUGAAAAUAAGGAAGAAAAAAAAAAGACAGAGAGAGUGAUGAAGCACAGAAAAACGUGUAAUCAAUCAGAAGAAAAGAGAAAGAUGGAGCUGUGGAACAGAGCCCGAAGCUUUGCGGAAGAAGCAGCGAAACGAUCGAAUGAUCUGUCCUUGGGAGCUUCCAAAUUGAGCGAUAUCAUUACAGAGACAACCAAAGAGAUAGCGGCACAAGCUUCCAAGCACUUGACCCAACCUUCGCUCAUAAACGACGUCGAUCUCCACCGUUUUGGCAUCACCGAAGAGUUGAGAGAAUUCGUCAAAGGGAUCACCAUCACUACCUUUGAAGAUUUCCCCCUUGAAGAUGAUACGGAAUUUUCUGAUGUUCCUGCGAUUUCAAAUGUCAGGCAGGAUCUAACCGAUUGGCAGGAAAAACAUGCCGGUCUUGUUCUUUCUACCGUCAAGGAGAUUUCUCGAUUGAGGUAUGAACUGUGUCCACGAGUCAUGAAAGAGAGGAAGUUUUGGAGAAUAUAUUUUAUACUUGUGAAUAAUCAUACUGCACCCUAUGAGAAUAAGUACAUGGAAGAUGAAAAACUAAAAUCUUCUGAACAAGGAAAAGAUCGCAUAGUCACGAUGAAACCAUUAAAUGCUGAAUUGAUCUGUAACCAAGAGGCGCAGGAAAUGCCAAAAAAGGACAAUUUAUCAACUUCAACUGAGCAAGACUUGGAUGUAUUUCUUCUGGGAGACGGAAACAGUGAUGAUGAGCCCGAUGAUGGCGAUGGAAGAUACAAUGAAGAUUUGGACAAACUGAUGGAUAAUUCGGAUGAUGAGAAAGGGAAAUGACAGAUGUUGGAUGAAAUUAUUGGCUGACACAUACGAUGGCUGAUAAGUUUUGUGAUGCCUACGUUUAUUGUUUCAACCCUUUCUUGCAACUUUAUUUAAGUGUUAGUAGUAGUUUCCCCUGAAUGUUGGGUUUCUGAUCAUAAAAUUUAUGAUUAUACGGUGUCCAGAGCUUUGUUGUUGUUUAAAUGUUUUUUUCUCUUAGCGUGUAAAAAAGUACACAUUGAAUGUUCAGAAAGGAAAAGGAAAAAUCAUACUUAUAUUAAUUGUAGAUCCUUUUGUAUGGACA
Vigna angularis (adzuki bean) is the source of this 1207-nucleotide messenger RNA. RefSeq lists its product as uncharacterized. Bases 142 to 921 code for a protein of 259 amino acids. NCBI's taxonomy places the organism in Eukaryota, Viridiplantae, Streptophyta, Magnoliopsida, Fabales, Fabaceae. The transcript has 7 exons. The record is from RefSeq and is a predicted model, not a curated record.